AAAACCCUCAACCUCGAGCAGCUUUCGUCGACUCCGCUGUCUCUCUCUCUCUCUCACAAUCUCUCUCUCUCGCUCUUCCGACACGAAUACACACACACAACAAAAUGUCCCACCACGCUGUCACAAACCCAGCAGCGCUACGGCAGCAGCAGCAGCAGCAACAGCGGGCCAAGCAGCAGCAGCAGCAACGAGACCAACUGACCUCGUUCGCUGCACUGUCCCCGUCGCACCAAUCCGUGCCGCCGAACGGAUCGCUCUCGUCAUCGGUGAGCAUCCUUGACGCAUCAUCGUCAUCCUCCGCCUUGUCGUCAUCUUCGGUCUCGCUGGGGUACACACGAAGCGGCGCUGCUGCUGGGUCGUCGUCCAAUCUGCUGUCCUCGUCCCUCCAGGGCGUCACGGCGCCUGCUUCUGCUGCUUCUUCGACGUUGGCAUCGUCGACGAGUUCUGGCUCGGUCGUCACAUCCAGUAACAACGCAUCCGAGCCGGAUGGCGCGUCGUCGUCGUCGUCGGCGUCCUCUCAUCCUUCAACGACAACAACUAGUACUACUUCAGAGCCAGGUCUAACACCCCAAGGCGCCACGAGCAUGGCUUCUGGUGGCACAAGUACUGGUCUGUCUCGAAGUGCAAGUACGGCGUCGACUGCAUCCGCGUUGCGCAGACGCCCGAGCCAGAGCGGACUUGUCAAGCCCGCGACCGCGCUCCAGGUCGACCAGUUGCUCGCCAACCGUCGCCUCUCGGUCGCCUUGUCCAUGGAAGCUGGCAAUGCGGCGGGCCUGAUUGACGAGGAGAGCGACGGAGGCGCGGAUAUCGACACCCCCGACGAGCCCGCUGACAACGAGGACGAUGAUUACCAAUCUACCAUUCCCUCCCUGUCACAACAAGGCGGGGCGGCGGCCGGCGGGGCGUUCGAUACAUCCAAGCCCAUGGUCUCGUCUGGUACCAGCACCGCCCAAGACCAGUCACAGUCCGGCGGCGGCAGAUCGCGCUCUACCGCUGGGAGCGUGUCCGCGUCCGCGUCCUUUUCGUCGAGUCGCGCCGGCUCAACUCAAUCGCUGCAAGGGAGCCACCACAGCAUCGACCGAGCCGAGUCGUUCGGCGGCAGCUCCAACAUGCCAGAGAACACGACCGAGCCACCAACGCGCACCCUUGCUGUGGUGCUCAAGCAAAUCCGACAUUUUGGCGACAGCGAGUAUCGGAAAAAGUACUGGAUGCCCGACGUCAACUGCAAGCAAUGCUACGACUGCAGCGGCCAGUUCACCGCCUUCCGACGUCGCCAUCAUUGCCGCAUCUGUGGCCAAAUCUUUUGUUGGAAGUGCUGCUCGAAAACCAUCUCGGGCGCUCGGUUUGGCGCGCGGGGCGAUCUGCGGACGUGCAACUAUUGCUACGGUGUCGUAGAAAGCUACACGCAGCAUGUCAACGUUGGAGCUGGUCUGUUGGCAGCAGGCGACGAGCCUUCCUCUUCCAGCUCAACGCUGCCGACCCACGCCGACCCGCCGCACAGACACUUGAGCACGCCCGAACCUUCACUCAUCCCUUCGACGAGUGGUGCUUCGCCGAUGCCUUCUGGCGCACCUCGUGGGCUCUAUCCCUCCGCCAGCAACUCUAGCCUGGCCAAUGCGGGCAGCGCUGGCUCCGGACCGCACAUUGCGCCCUCUCUCGAUUCGUCGUCGCCAAACCCCCUGGCACAGUCCUCCGCUUCCGCACUGGGGUCAAAGUCGCGCCCGCCCACCCGUCUAUUCUCACAGCCCAAGACCACGUCCGCUCGCGUGCCCGAGCACGGCAAGUACAACAUCGUAAUGACCAUCCUCUUGUCGAUUGCGGCAAAGGAAUCGUCGCUUGACAUCCGGGACCAUCGGCAUCGGCUGCGCAACUAUCCCGACACGUUUGUCGCGAGUGAACUUGUUGAUUGGCUGGUGUCGAACGGCCAUGCAACCAAUCGAAGUGAGGCCACCCAUCUGUGCCAGGCCAUGAUUGACGCACAAGGUAUUGAGAAUGCCGUCAUUUCGGAAGACCCAGUCUUUCGCGACGAGUACCAGCUCUUUCGAAUUGCCCCUCGCAUCCACCAGGAAGUGCGCGGCGAAGCGGUUGACAAGCAGCGCAGCAGCAACACUGCCACGUACCUCGCCCAAAAUCGCCACACUGCGACGCCCCUCUCAGACUCUGACGACGGCUCGAGUAAUCCCAGCGGCGACGAUAGCAGCGAUGAGGAGACCGACAUUGGCAAGUCGGAUGCCCGUGCGUCCUUGUCCAUCAUGAAGGCGCCCUCGUUCAGCAAAAAGCGCCGCCCCAGCACGUCCACUGGCGAUAGCACUGCCGCUGGAUCAAACCUGAUGCGCCGAGCGUCCUCCAACGAGCAGCUGGGCAAGCGCUCGGGCUCGGGCUCGGGCGACUAUGAGGGCUCACCCGCACUCGUUACCUUCUUCUCGGCCACAUCUGCUGCAGGGUCAACGCGGACGCGCAGCAACUCGUCUCGUCGAAAAGUCACCUCUCCCGACCAAGGCUAUGCGAGUGACGAGGAUGCGGGUCCGUCUUGGUUCCAGCAAAUCUCGCGGGGUCUGCACGACGCACCAAACACGCCUUCCAAACCCUCAGAGUCCCCUGUCGAAGCACAGCCUGAACGAGCUGAAUCCGCCACGCCUUUGCUCGAUCGCUUGUCUCGCGGAGACUAUUCUGGAACCCACACUCCUCCGUUGUCUCCAGACAAAACUUCGGGCACCACUACGGGCGAUGUGUCGCCCAACACAACGUCGCGAUCCUUCUCGCAAUCUGCUGUUCCGGUUACACUGGCACCAGUGCCGCUUGCAACGGCGGCGGCGUCAUCUUUGUCGACUGGGCCCACCCAGUUUGCCUCCCCGCAAACUCGCAGCAACAAAAUUGCAGAGCUUCGCCCCGUCAUUCGUGAUACCUUCCAGUUCAACUCGAACGAGGCAUACGAAGAAUUUAUCCGAGACUCAUUUGCAGCAGCGGCCUCCGCCUUGGCCAAUGCCUCCGCUUCGUCUCGACAGGGCGCUCGCUCGGCCCCGGUGCGGAUUGUGGUCGAGCGCGGCGCUCAAAAGAAGCUGCGCACGGAAGGCCAGCAGCACCUGACAAAGCUGCUGCGCCAACUGCUGGAUUCGGCCGGCGUUGACAUGUCAUGGAGUGAUGUUAUCAUGCCGCUGGUGCACUGCGCUUGUGAAACCAUCAAGCCGGAUGUUCGCCACGGAGAUCGCAUGGACGUGACGUACUAUGUCAAAAUCAAAAAGGUCUCUGGCGGCUCUCAGCACAUGAGCUCGUACAUUCCAGGUUGGGUGUGCACCAAGACCGUUGCCCACAAGCGCAUGCGCACGUCGAUCGCCAAUCCGCGUAUUUUGAUGCUCGGCUUUGCGCUAGAGUAUCAGCGCGUAGCAAACCAAUUUGUCUCGUUCGAUCCGCUGCUCCUUCAAGAGCGCGACUACCUCAAAAUCCUCGUCGCCAAAAUUAUCGCUCUCAAGCCAGACCUGGUCCUGGUCGAGAAGAGCAUCUCGCGCAUCGCCCAGGAAAUGCUGCUGGAUGCUGAAAUUGCCUUUGCACUCAACAUCAAGCCGCAUGUCAUGUCGCUGAUUGCCCGGUGCACGAAUGCCGAGGUCCUCAGCUCGGUGGACAAACUCAACUUUGACCCAAAGCUCGGCACCUGCGCGCGCUUCUACCUAACAAAGUUUGAAGACCACGGCGAUCUUGAUGCUUCGCCAAAGACGCUCAUGUUUUUCGAGGGAACGUCCACGCGUUUGGGCUGCACGCUGAUUUUGCGCGGCGCCUCCAUUGCUAUUCUGAGCAAAAUCAAGCGCAUCCUCAACCUGAUGCUGUUCCUCACGUGCAACUUGAACCUUGAAACCGAGUUUCUUCUCGAUGAAUGCGCCACCGUCUCUCUCCACACCAAAAAGCAAAACUCGUUCGCGUCGGCAUCGCUCUCCUUGCCUUCUUCGAUCGCGACCGCCAGCAGUGCUGGCACCUCGAUGGACGACGCCAUUUCUGUACUGAGUGCAGGAUCGACCAACGAACUGCUCUCUUUGUCCGCCCCAUUGAAUGUGUACAACAUUGGCUCGCCAGCUUUGCAGUCCAGUGGCAACCGCACACCUGAGGUUGACCAGUCCCAGACCCAGUCCUUCAACGAGCUUCCUGCGGUCGUCGGGGAAAGUGACGAAGUCAAGCCGCUGGCCGCCUCUUCGUUGCUGGCACCAUUCGCACAGCAACGGGCUCGACAAAGCAGCAUCUCGCAACUCGCGGGCUCCAUUACUCUUCCACGGGAGCUGUUGGACAUGUUUGCCCAAACCAUCUUGAGCGGGUCGGCAGGCGUCCACCCGCCGCUUCCGUUCAUUUUCACUCCAGCCGGCUUGGCCAGCGAGCUUCGUCAUUUCAUUCACGUCAAUCCGUUUUGGUCGCGGUUCUUUGAGACGUUUGCCAACACGCCUGCCGCGUCCGCCAUCAUCUUCCCGCCGCUGCCCGCACCUCCGUCGCUUCAGGCGCUGCGCACCGCACUGCAGCCCAACCGCGAAAUCAUCAAGGCUGUCCGCAAGGGCAAACGCAAGAUGCGUGUUGGAGUCAUGAAAAACCUUCCGACCAACUCGCCCGCACUUUCUGACGGACAGCGACAGAUUCUGCACCAGCAACAGCAGUACGACUCGAUUUUCCGGCGCCAACAGCGCUACGACUGCCUGUCGCCGUACAACCACCAGGAAAUCCGUGUUCUCUACUGGAACUAUUGUCUGUCGUCCAGCUCGCUGUGCCGUGCUCCCGAUGUCGUUUCGAUCAAGUUUUAUGGCGAAAACGACCUCACUCUCGGCCAGUUUUUGCAAGACCACUGCUUCCGCCCCAGCCGACCCAACCAAUCGGCUUACAAGUGUGAAAGCCCCGAGUGCACAUCUCCCAUGGUCAACCACAUUCGGUCGUAUGCUCACGACUCGAGCAAGCUGACCGUCUCGAUGCUCGCCUUCAACCUGAUUGCGUCAGACCUGCAGUCGCAAAUCCAGCAGCUCUUGAAUCACUGCGGGUCACGCGAAGGCAUUUUCACCUGGAGCUGGUGCAAGCAAUGCCGCCGCCUGGGCGCUCCAGUUGUGCCCCUGUCGAAAGAGUCGUGGCGCCUGUCAUUUGGCAAGUUUCUCGAGCUUCUCUUUUACGCGCACAAGUAUCGCGUCAAACCCCAUCACGACUCUGCCUUCAAUGUGGGUUCGAUGGGUCCCGCCGCCGCUGCAGCCGACAGUGGCAACCCAGGUGUGACUUGCACGCACUCGCUCCACCGGGACCACGUCCGCUACUUUGGCUUUAAGCAUCUGGUGGUGUACUUUGAUCUCCAAACCUUGCAAAUGCCGGAAGUCUCCUUGCCUCCAGGGUCCAUCUCCAUCCCAGCGCACUUUGAGCUUGAUUGGCAGAACGAGCUCACCAUUGUCGACGUCGAGUGCGACAAGAUCUUUGCCGUCAUCCAAGACCGACUGCGCCAUUUCAACUACGAAACGAUUGAGCCAGCCCUCAUGGAAGACUGUCGAGCUGAGGUGGAUGCGCUUCGUACUCGCUGCGAUGUUGAGCUGGAGGCUUUCAGACAAAGCAUGACAGUCGCGCGUGACCAAGUUCGCGAGCUGACCACGCUGGGGACGCCAAGCCUUGCAGACGUUAUCACGGCUACUCGCCUUGUGAAUGCCGGCAAAACCAGCUUGUGUGCGUUGACUGCAAGCAAGAACGCUUCCAUUCAAGAAAUUCUGCACAAGUACUCGAGCGAGAAGCACAAGAAGGCACUCGGCAGCAACAACUCUGCGGGUUCAAGCGUUGUUCCUGCCACUCCGGGUCACACGGCUCCAACCCUCGGAGUGGGUAGUCUGGCCGUCGUCGCCUAUCCAUCGACGCUUGGGCUGGCAUCGACUCCUUCCAACGCGUUCGGGCUGACCAUGUCGGGCGCGGCGGCUGGUUCUGCUUCGCUGGUGCUGGCAACUCCAAACUCGGUACCGCCAAAGGAUCAGCAGGAUUCCAACGUUGACCUGGAUGCCAUUCUCGAGAGUGAUACCUUUGACGAGACAGACGAUCGCGAGCCGCAGGAUGAAGGGGCGGAGGUUGCUUCCUCAAGACGCGCGGGUGUCAAUUGGAAAUCUACUGGGAUUGAGCAUGCGCUGUUUGAAGCAGCCUCUGUUGCGAUCGACUCCAAGGAUAAGCACGUCGCCGGGUCAAAGGCCCGGGACGGGCAGCUGCAUCAUCCCCGGCCCUUGUUGGCAGCUCCAGCGCUUGGUUUCAACAGCAAACCGCCACUGCUUCCUUCCACUUCAGCAGCUGCAAUCGCGCCAGGCGAAGCGACGGCAACCGCAGUCGACGAAGCGUCGCUUGCAAAAGUUGGCAGCACAGAGGAUGUUUCCGUGAACAUGCUUGACGGCUUGCUCGAUCCGACUCUCCUCGUUCCCGGCAGCGCCCUCCUGCCCAUUAUGAGCUCCACGAUUAGCGGCGUCUCACCCGGGCUCGAGAGUGCUCAACCGGCUUCCCCUGCUACAGCCUUUGGCACCGGACCGCCUUCGCUGAGUGCGAGCCAAGUGUUUGCUGCCAACUCUGGAGCCCGCUUGACCCUUGCCGACCGUCGUGGAUUGCUGCUCAAGUUCCUGUUGAGCCACCAAACGCUUUCCAUCGACAGAAUUGCCAUGCCGUUUUCUUCCAGCGAGCAUGCGCUGCUCUACCCAACUCAGGCCUCGCCGUACAUUGUGUACGAGGACGAGCCGUCUUCGGUGAUUGCCUUUACACUCUGCUCUCGCGAGUACAUUCAGCGUCUCACCGAGCGCCGUCAGUUCUUGGCGCUGGGCACCACCGGCUCUGGCAAACCCGUCCGCGUGGCGCGCCCGUCCCAAGGCGUCGAGGACUUGGCUCCCAACGUGUUUGGUGCCACCAGCAACGUAAGCUCCCCUUACCCAAGCGAGGCAGAGCCGAGCUUUGUCGCAGUACAGGCUCCAACCAGCUCGUCAUCGACCGCUCCGCCCCCGGGAAUGAAUGCUGGCGAUGUUGGCUCCGCACCCGUCGAUUCUGCAACACCCGAUUCCGAGCUGCCUCACAUUAUUCACCAGUUCUCGGACAUGACUGCCAAGUUUUAUUGCAAAGUUUUCUUUGCUGCCGAAUUCUCAAAGCUGCGCACACAAAUUGUCAGUGGCGGCGAUGCAGAGUUUGUGCAGUCAAUCUCGCGCUGCAAGUCCUGGCUAGCGACUGGCGGCAAAAGCGGAUCGAGCUUUUCAAAAUCGCGCGAUGAGCGUUACGUGAUCAAGCAGAUGACGCGGCUGGAAGCCCAGUCGUUCAUGUCCUUUGCCCCGCAUUACUUUGAUGCUUUGGAGCGUGCUCAGCAACAGAAGCGCCCGACGCUUUUGGCAAAGAUUCUCGGCGUUUAUCGCAUUGGCUACAAGAAUCACGAAACUGGUCGCACGCUGAAGCAGGAUUUGCUGGUGAUGGAGAACUUGUUCUAUGGUCGCAAAAUUACAAAGGCGUUCGACUUGAAAGGCUCCGUGCGAAGCCGUUACGUCCAGGCUACAGGCAAUGAUUCCGAGGUGUUGAUGGACGAAAACUUUUUGGAGAUCACCUACGCCAACCCUCUGCUGCUUCGAGCCCAUAGCAAGGGUGUCUUGAUGCGUGCCAUAUCGAACGACACCCAAUUCCUCUGUGACUGGAACGUGAUGGACUACUCGCUGCUUGUAGGCGUCGACGAGACCAACAACCAGCUCGUGGCUGGUAUUAUUGACUACAUUCGCACCUUCACCUGGGACAAGAAACUUGAAAUGUGGGUCAAGAGUACUGGCAUUCUCGGUGGCUCCGGCAAGGCCCCUACCGUCCAAUCUCCUGAGAUUUACAGGAAUCGUUUCCGCGAUGCCAUUGAAAAGUACUUCCAACUCGUUCCAGAAAAGUGGACACCCUUCUGCUUGUACCAAGACUAGCCCAAGAAUAGCUCUCUGCUUGGACCGUCGUGCUGUGUAGGAUGGACUUUGUUGUAUCACAAUUGUAAAUUCGAUUUAUUUUCUAUUGGUUUGUAGAAUUGGCAAACUACGUGUCGAG
Molecule: messenger RNA, 8019 nt
Organism: Capsaspora owczarzaki ATCC 30864
Lineage: Eukaryota; Filasterea; Ministeriida; Capsasporidae
Product: phosphatidylinositol-3-phosphate/phosphatidylinos itol 5-kinase
Exons: 6
Coding region: 105-7901 (2598 amino acids)
Biological process (GO): intracellular signal transduction; phosphatidylinositol phosphate biosynthetic process
Cellular component (GO): endosome membrane
Molecular function (GO): metal ion binding; 1-phosphatidylinositol-3-phosphate 5-kinase activity; ATP binding
Source: RefSeq, a predicted model, not a curated record